AACGUAAUUUUAAUAUUGAUUGUAGCAAUUCUUUUGAUGGAAAUAUCCCAAGAUGAAAAGUCUUUGUUUCCCAUUCAAUCAUCGGAUGGAUUUAUCGAGUUUUUUCAAUUGCAUUUGAAACACGCUGCUGAUGAAAAAAAUGAACCAAACUUGGCAUUUUUGUCAAUUUUGUUGGGCGUUCUAGAGUACAAGCUUACUCUUAGUAAAACCACAGAUCAACCAAGUAGUAGUAGUGCUGAGUCAGAUGCUGAAUCACUUUAUCGGCAAGGUGUAACAAGGCAGGAGUCAAAGAAAGAAAAUGCUCAGACAGACAAUGAUUCCAUUGUGGAAUCUGAUCUUGACGACUUUCCAACUCUUGAUUUUGACGUCGUGGAAGCAUUAUACUUGAAAUUUAAAAUACUGGUAAAAGGGUUUAUAGAUAAAAGUUCAACUGAGAAUACAACAAGAGGUGGAUAUGCAACUAAAGAACUUUGCAAAAAGGUUAGCGAUCUUAUGUGGAAUCGACUUAAUCCUCAUUAUCACAAGGAUAAAGCUCACAUACAAUCUUUGUUCAGCUUUCUAACAGGUCGACAAUUGGAUUGUUUUGGUCUCGCAUUAAUGGUUGUUGCUGCUUGUCAGAUACUUCUCUACAAUGAUGUUCAUCUUGCAUUGAGUGAAGAUCAUGCUUGGAUAGUACAUGGUGAUAACUGCAAGGAAGCUACUGAAAUAACAUGGCAUGGAAAAGGUAAUGAAGACAAACGAGGAUUUCCAGUCAAUCAGACUAACACAGAAAAAAGUUGGAUGUAUCUUCACAACAAAAGUGUCAUCUGCAACAGGUUGAUGGAAUUAUCAGCAAUGAUAGUAUCAAUUAAUCCUUCAAUUGAUGUUCAUUUUGAAAGUAAAACUUUAGCUGAUAUUCAACUAAAGUUGUUGAAAAUUAUGUACAAAAAUGGAGCCUUGGAAAGGUAUCCAAUGGGUUUGAGCUUUCUUGCAGAUUUGGAAGAUUCAGUAGAUCUACAUGAUGAAGCAGUGAAAUCAGUACAGACGCAUUACAACAAUUUACAUGUCUUUCCACAUUGUGCUAAAGGACAUUUCCAUUUGAAGCACAAUGACAGUAAAAAAGCAAUCCAUUGUUGGUCAAUGGCAGCCCAAGUUCUAUCCAAUUAUAAUUACACACGAGAGGAUGAGGAAAUAUACAAAGAAAUAAUGGAUAUUGCAGGAGAAUCUAUUUCACAAGCUAUGAAAAACGAUCCCAGUGUGUGUGAUAGUGAAGAAUGCUUCAUGGAUUUGAUUAAAUUUUAUGAUGAAAUAUGUCUGUGGGAAGAAGACAGCUCAACUCCUGUGCUUCAUUCAUGGUGGGCUAAAUAUUUUACACAAUCUCUCGGAAGAUUUUCAACCGAAGUAAGACAUUCAUUCAGCAAGGAGCUUUGUGAAGUAGAGGAAGUUUCACCCAGCAGUAAUGCCAAUGACGUUACGGAGGAUGAAAAUCAGCUUCAACAAUCAAGUACGGAGAAGAAGCUCAGUAAACGAAAUUUGAGAAAGGAAGAUGUUUUAUCAAAUGACAAUGCUGCUGAAAUUUCACUACUUGGAGUGAAAAGUGUCAAAAUGAAAGGGCUGGAGGAAUUGCUAAUUGGAAGUAAAAAAAUAAAUGCACAAGCGGUCAGCCUCCAGCUCACAGCACAAUCGCAAACUCAUUUUGCAAAGAGACAUUCAAACGAUUCCUAUAUGAUGGGACAAUCUGGAAGGGUGAAAAAACCAAAAAAGUUUUUUGAAUGAGCCUUGGAGUUUGUUGAAAUGAAUGUGGAUUGUUUGAGAGGAGUUGAAGUCAAAUUUGUGUGACAGGCUUCUCCCAGAGGUGUAACGAAACUGUUACAUCUACUGUUGCCAAGCUUGGAUUUAAUUUAAAGCCAUUUUGAAAUAAUGCUUUUUGGUUCGAAUGUGACACAGUGGGGCUAUUCCAUUCCAAGUGACACUUGCAGAAAUUUUGCAUGUUGUUAGAUGCAAUAUAUUUUUACAUUUUCAGCUA
Molecule: messenger RNA, 2005 nt
Organism: Styela clava
Lineage: Eukaryota; Metazoa; Chordata; Ascidiacea; Stolidobranchia; Styelidae
Product: menin-like
Biological process (GO): negative regulation of cell population proliferation; regulation of transcription by RNA polymerase II; negative regulation of cell cycle
Cellular component (GO): nucleus; histone methyltransferase complex; chromatin
Molecular function (GO): transcription cis-regulatory region binding; chromatin binding; Y-form DNA binding
Source: RefSeq, a predicted model, not a curated record